Messenger RNA from Hemibagrus wyckioides, 5894 nucleotides. RefSeq names its product transmembrane protein 74B (gene tmem74b). The record is from RefSeq and is a predicted model, not a curated record. Lineage: Eukaryota; Metazoa; Chordata; Actinopteri; Siluriformes; Bagridae. The coding region runs from base 288 to 905 and encodes 205 amino acids. The transcript has 2 exons.
GGCGUAACACGUCCGUAACGGCACCGCUGACUCGCUGUCAGAAUUAUAGCUUAUAUUAAAAUUGCUACCUGGGAGAUUGUGGCUUUGAAUGAACUAAACUGUCGCCUUUUCACCGCAUACUGGCUCAAAAGCACCAAUUUAAUAUGUUGUUUUGCGCAUGGUCACUUCUUCCCUGAGGUUUCCCUCGCAACACGCAGAAUUCUUAUACAAUGCUGUGUGAUUGGCGCUCAUCAACACCUGAAGUCAUCCCUUUGUUUAAUCAUCAUGAGCAUACAGUCUGAGUGUGGAUGGAGUGUGUGAAUUGUGUGGAGCUCCAUGAGCUCAGGCCCUCAGGACAUGGCAUCGAAAACACUUCCUUCUGUAAUGAAGAGGAGGAAGCCAGGGUAUUUGCUGUUAAUUCCAGGACAAGUCAACAUUGUCCCUCUCACAGUGGAGGUGGAAUUAGUUCUCAGGUUCUUCAAGGAGAUGUUCACUCGGAUGAAGAGCAAGAACCAGUAUAUGAAGAGCGUUCUGUGGAUUACAGCUUCAUGUUGGCAUUGGUUUUCCUCAUCAGUGGAAUUGCUUUAGUUGUCAUUGCCUACGCCAUACCACGGGAGGCUCGAAUAAAUCCAGACCAGGUUACAGCACGCCAGAUGGAAAAGUUGGAGAUGUACUAUGCGCAGCUCAGCUCUCAUCUUGAUAAGUGCAUCAUUGCUGGACUUGGCUUACUUACUCUGGGUGGGAUGCUCUUGUCCAUUCUGCUAAUGAUUUCUCUAUGCAAAGGUGAGCUUUAUCACCGCAGAAAUUUCGGCAUCUUAAGAAGACCUAUGAAGUCGUAUGGCUCCAUAAACAUGAGAAUGGGACAGUUAGCAUCUGCAAAUGGAAGUGAACCUAUCAUGGAGUGUGAUUCAAGCACAGACACUUAGGAUGUACUGAGUGCUGAAGGAACAUUAAAGGCGAACUCAGUAGCACAAGCCCAAACAGUGCCUGCCACUCAAAUAGCCGAUUCCCAAAUGGCUUCUUACUUUCUAUAGACUGUAAGUACACUAUAAACAUAUGUACAUGAAGGGAUAUUUUAAUAAUAUAAAAGGUACCAAAUAUUUGAAUCUUAGCUAGAAUAAAAUAAGAGAAUACAAGAACACUGAAUAUGUGAAACAGGCCAGAAGUGCCAUGACCUAAAGCGAUUAGUUCGUCCCUUCUUCUACCAAACAAAAUUCAGCUUAUGAAAGCCCUAAAUUAACUGGUAGAUUAUUUGAAACAGGUUUGUUAAAUUUGAUAGAAGGCUAAAGUCUGCAUUUCUGUAGUCCUGAAGGAUAUCAGUCUGCUGAGUCCCCUCACUUACAAUAUUGCCUUAACCAUUAUAUUCUGUGAAUUAGACCUGUGAAUUAGGAUAGGACUUAUUUAGGCAAUUUAGAAAUUGUGAGGUUUCAUUUGUUGUAGUGAAGCCUUUAAUAUAUACAGCAGUAUAUAACUGAUACUCAGAUUUUAUAUGUAAGAAAUACAUAAAUGACUUGAAAGCAUAGCAUAUUCUACAAAGCAAUUACCACAAAUGUCACAAUAUCCACAUUUAUCGUGCAAGUUUAAUAUACAUAUAGAAGAAUAAAUUCUGAAAGAAUAUAGUUAAUAGUGAUAUAGUAACUGUUUGACAUUAUGGAGACUUGAAUAAGUGAGAAGUAGCUAGUUAUGUUUGACAUUAUGAACAAGGGAUACAGUGACCAGCUUUGAGACAGGUAUAUUUUAUUUAGCAUUCACAAAACAAUAGAGAUAUAGAGCAUUUUUAUUUAAUUCUGGCUAAGUUUAAGUUUAUAAGAAAGUAGGCACAAAAAUGGUAUACAAUCAAGAGUGGUAGAAAUUAAAAGAGAAUAUAUAUAGCUCAUGUAAAGAUUCCAUGGAGCAGCCUAGGUUGUAGUUUACGCUCAUGGUCAAGGUUUUAAAAGCACAGGAAUUUCAAAAGACUUGAUAAAUUGACAAAUUGGAAAGAAAACCUGCAAACAGAAAAAUCACUCAUUAAAUUGCACAGCAAAAGGUUUUUUAAUGUUCUGAAGCUAAACCUUUAUUAUUCUGUAUUUGGUAGAGUGAUUAACAAAGCAUUCUGGGUGAUACCAUUGCAGAACACCAUAAAGGAUGCUCACAAAAAAACAUCAGCUCUAGGACAAUAAUAUGAUAGUUUAGGACAAUAAUAUGAUCAAAAUCCUGACAUCCACUGAUUUAUUUCCUUGGAUAAUAUUGCUGUCUUUCCACUUGAGCUCGCCUUUUAAAGUAUAUGAUGCAAUCUGAUACGAGAUCCUGUUUCUCCUUUGCAGUCAAAGAAGAGACUACAGCAUUUUUGUGAUAUGGUGCCUAUAUGUUGGUAUGAUGUGACAAUGGUAAUGUUAAAGAAAAAUACUAGGUGAAAAUAUAAGUAAUUGUAUAUCUACAUUGUUCUGAAAAAUUGCUCAGUGAGAUACUUUUAGUGAAUUUGUUUAAAAAUCUUCUUGCCAUUCCCCUGACCAAAUAGUAAACAGAUGCAUUGCCACUGUUACAUUUUCUUUAGUGUUAUACUUUUCAAAAAUGUAAAAUACUAAGUAGAUACCGUGAAAUAAUUAAAAUCAUAUUACUGGAGUGUACAGCUAUCAAAUCAUGAAUGUUUCAUUUUUUGUUGAAAAUUGCUUAAAUAUAGUAAUGCCAUAUCUAAGACCUAAAAGUCAGUAGUCUUCCCACAUUUACAAAGAAAACAUGUUAAUAUGGACAGAGUGUGUUGGUCUGAAAAGGGAUUUCUUCUACAGCUUAUAUUCAAAAACAUUACCACAUUUCAUAUUUUCUGUAUGGCACACUGAUGAUUUAAUAUGACAGACUCCAAAUAAGUAUGUGAAUGUACAGAUUAUUAAUAUAAACUUUUUACAUAGUAGAGAAACAUUUAUAAAAGUAGUUAACCAGGAAAUAAUUUGUAUUUCAAAGACAACUGUAAUGUUCACAAGAUGACAUUUUAACUCAUUGUGUGGUGUAUUUUAGAAAUUAUGCUGAUUAAUGUAAAAUCAAUGUAUGUGAAGUAAUUCAUUCCUAUUUGUUUGUUUUUGUAUAUGUUUCCAAAAACUGAACAACUAUAUAUCACUGUUUGUCAAUGAAUAGAUAUGCAUCUAAAUGUUCCUGUUUAUGAGAAAUUGAUCUGUAUCUUGUUUUAUGAGGGAUUUAUAAUGAGAGUUUCUUCACAAACCAUGGAAUCACUGCUAUACAGAUAUAAUUUGGGUGGUGGACCAUUCCCAGCUCUAUCAGCACUCGAUAGAAACAUAUAGACCUGGUAUAAAUGUAUUUAGAAAAACUGCAAUGCUGGAAUUUCUGAAUGUUGUACUAGUUUUUUGGGUGCUAAUAAUGGUCCACCAACCAAAUAAUAUUAGGCCACCACUGGUGCUGCGAUUGGCUCAUACUCAACUCCCAAGUUAUACAUAGCAACAAGUGGACUAUAUUUAUACACAUGUAUGGUAAGAUACACCAGAUAAACUGACCAUCGAGUGUAUUUUUUCAUAAUUUUACAAAUACAGGAAAGUCAAAAAGGCUGAGUUGACCAGGCACACUCAAUGGCUACUUUAGUAGGAACAAUGUACCCAUUUUAUUCAUGUAACUAUCCAAGCAUGUGGUAACAAAGUGCAUAAAAUCAUGAUGGAAAAAACUUAAGCUUCUGUUAAUAACAAAGAUUGGAAUAGGGGAAAUUGUGAUGUUCAUGACAUGUUUGUGGUGCCAGAUGGUUUGAGUAAUUUACAAAUUGCUGCUCUGGGUUUUUCACAUAUGACAUCUCUUCAGUUUACAUUGAAUGGAAAAAAAAUCUGGUAAAACAUCUGGCAGUUCUUUGUGUGAAAAUGCCUUGUUGAUGAGAGAGAUCUGAGGAGAACUUUAGUAACUCAACUCUUUUAAAGUUGUGUUGUUGUGCAGAAGACUGACUCUGAAAGGACAAUAUCCCCAUUCUGGUGUUUGUUUGGCUAAUUUGGAUCAUUAAUUGCUUAACUGCAUUCUUAAUUGGAUGAAUGAACAGGUGUUUCUAUUAAAGUUGUAUGCAUUUUUUCCACAUUAUUUUAAACAGGGAUACCAACUGUAGUAUUGAAGUCCAACUGAGGUCAUCUGCAAUCUCACCUGUGUAUAUAAACAGAGCCAGGGAUAACUGAUUGCAACUGUAUACAAAUUAUGUAUGUACAAGAGCCAAGAACAGUUAGGAAUACAUCAGGUAUCCAUGCCAAAACUGUACAAUUUAUUCAUCACAUUAGUAACAUUUGAUUGAUUUGAUUUCUUUUAACUUUAUUGUUAUUUCAAGCUGAAACAUGUCCAAUCAUUUGGGGAAAGUAUGCUGACUAAUAGUAUGUCAACCUUUACAAUCAUUAAAAUUGAUUGAUUUAAUUUCAUUUUUGUGUACUAGUUUUCACUCAUUGUAUCCAGAGUUUGUCUGCUUUCACUAUGGCAGCAUGGUCUCGCAACUGCAAGUCCUUAAUAAUUUGCACAAGCGGAUGAAAAAUUUUGACUUCAAUUAAAUCUAGCAAAUAUACUUUGCUUGCUCUUAUGAAUUGUGUAUCAGAUUGAGUUGCUUAUUCACCACAUGAAGACCAUUAUAAGCUGAAACACAGAACCAGAUAUAUAUACACUACCGCUUAAAAGUUUGGGAUCACUUGCAUAUUUCAGCUUGAUUUCAGCUAUGGAGGAAGACUCCAAUCCAUCAGCCAAUCCAUCUUGUGGGAGAUGCUCCAGGAAGCAUGGGGUGAAAUCUCAUCAGGUUAUCUUGAAAAAUUAACACAGCUAGAAUGUAAUUGCUGCAAAAGGUGGGUUUUUUUUGAUGAAGGCAAAGUUUGAAGAAAACAUCAUGUCCAUCAAAAUCAUUAUUUUUAACUCUGACAUAUCAGCAUGUACUGUUCUUUUGCUAUAUUUUCUAUGCAGACUAAUUUCGUGUGUGUUUCCUUGGAAAACAAUACAAUUGUACAACAAAUUUUUUUUACAACAACAAUAGUUUUCUAAUUGUUUGGUUCAAAUCAAUUUCUUGGCCAAUUUUUGAAAACUGGAGUGGAUUAAUUUGUGGUUAUGUCAAGGCUGGACUGAAGAUGAUUCAAUGCUCAGAAAUUUAUGAAGCCUCCUGGAAUAAUAGAUUAUUGCAUGAUUACUACUCUUACAAAUUUAUUAAGUCUGUAUAAAAACUUUUAUAAACAAAUUAGUUAAAAAGUAAAAAGUCUGUAGAUAACUCAGGGAAGCCUUCCAUUUCUAAAAAAGUUCCACACAAAUAACCUAUUUGCAUCCAAAUUGAUUUGAGCAGAUAAUGAUCUGUAUUUUUUGUUUGUUUGUUUUUGUCCCUCUACAUAUUAAUAUACUUUAUCUUUAGUUGAAAAUACGCUUUUCAACUAAAGAUACGAAUACGAAAAUAAAGCUUUUUAUUCUCACUUGCUUCAUCUGUAGUCUUUAAAAUCAGUGGGGCAGUCGUUUCUCAGUGGCUGAUUACAAUGUUGGAGGUUAAAGCCUCAACACUGCCAAGCUGUAUCUGUUAGGGUCUUUGGCAAGGUCUGUAACCUACUAAAGGCUUUUAUGCUUUCUAUGUUUUUCUAUGUUUUUUUUACUCUUGUUUCUCUGUCAUUUAUUGUAGCUGUCUUUAGUUCCUGCUUGUUUGGCUUUCAGGAAAUAAAAUUAAUGCUCAGUUGGAUUCAGGUCAGUUGACAGACCAUUCACUUUAUUGGUUCAUUUAUGGGUUACUUUUGAAAUAUACUUUGGGCCAUUAAUCAUCUGCACGGUUCAGUAAGUAUUGAUGCAUUUGGUGGAAUCUAAUCAGACAAUAUACUGUAGCAUUAUAUAUUCCUCAAAGUCAUACUGCUGGUUCUGUCAGUAAUCACAUCACAAAAUAUGAGGGAUCCAGUUCCAUUGCCAACCAUACAUGCCCAAGUCAUAAGAUGAGGUUGUAUUCUUCAGACAUG